Aspergillus calidoustus is the source of this 5042-nucleotide messenger RNA. NCBI's taxonomy places the organism in Eukaryota, Fungi, Ascomycota, Eurotiomycetes, Eurotiales, Aspergillaceae. The record is from the annotation of a GenBank genome assembly.
CUCGACAGAACUUGUCUUCCUCAACCUUCGUGCGAACUUGCAGAAAAGAUCUUGAAGGUUGGUGGAGUGGCUCGUUAAAAUCGGGUUGUGUGAUCACGUGAUCUUAGACCAAAACGACCUAGUGGCGGAGACUCUGUCGGCAGGUCAGGUGACAGGAAUAGUCAUGUGAUAUUUGCUUGGAAUUGUCUAUGCUGAUGUCAUUGACAGCCUGGCUUUCAAGGCACCAAUGAUCUUCAUCCUGCUUGACGAGCUGUAAAGCUUCACGAUUGCCAACCUUGUGGAUAAACUGCCAAUUCUUUCCCCUUCGUUGGAAAUUAUCGAAAAAUAGAGCGAUGGCAAGCCCCAAUAAUUUAAUCAUUAUGAAGCUAUCGCAAUUGAAGGGAGCGACAAUGUCUCACCCUCGCAGGGCCUUGAUGGCAAGCUGAAAAAGUCGAGACCAACGGAGCAGCGUUUUGGGCCGCUCCUUGAGUCCUUGCAGACAAGCUAGCGCACUCGGAUCGCAGCCUAAUUCAUCGGGGCCAUGAAAUCUCCGGGCUGGAGCCAGGGCGCAGUGAUGAUAUCGAUCCACCCGGCCAGCCCGAGUAACCUGUGUCGCGGCCGUUGCUGGGCCAACAUCCCCAUUGUUGAUCUGAACCGUGGAUAGCUUCAUCAUCCCCAUCCGCUUUUCUCUGUCUGGUUCCCACCUCUAAAUACCUUAACUACCUUGGGGCUUGCUCUUGGUUUCCUCUGCCCAGACUCCGAGCUUGAGACGCUCAUCAACACCCUUGUGUCGUGUUCUAUCUUGCUUGCGUUCUCGUACAGUUUGAGGACUUAACAAGCUUUGUGCCGCAAGCUAUUGUCUCGAGACAGAUCUAGCCCUAAGAAAAGCGGUCUAACCUGUUGACUUUGGCUUUCUUGCUCUUCACUGCCCUUCUUCUUUAGCUUCAUUUUCUAGUUUGUGGUCUUUCUUCGAGAGUUCACUUACUGACACUGGUACAGGCCGGUUCUCGUCCAUCUGCGUGGCCCAGCCGGCUAGCAGCGCCCUACGUGAGAUCCCGCAAAAGUGAUCUGUCCACUGCCCGUUUAUCAAUCGCUCCACGAGUAUCUUGAUCGCCAUGCUUUCGAACCCACACAGUACCCUCCAUGGGCGCCAUCAACGGCAUCGGCGACAGAUCUCGACUCCUUCUGCGCUUGAUGCAGCCAAACCUCCCAGCCUUCCUCCACAGGCAAUGCACAGAUAUCACGCUCAUCGUCGCGGCCAAAGUCUGGACCAACGGGCUGUGCAAGUUCAGCGACCACAGCCCAUGCAAGAUGCUUCAAUUACUAACCAGCAGCUAUCUUUCUCUCCAUCCUCGACACUUGUACCUGGAUUUUCCGACUGCCAAUCGGACAUUCUAGGCAUAACCACCAGCAGUUAUCAGAACCCUCAAAGCAUGCCACUUAUGAACCCGAACUUUGUCAACGCCGAUGAUCAAAUCAGAGAUAAUCGGCCUGUCAACUAUCACCUGAACCUCAUUCAACAGCAGCAGCAGCAACUGCAAAAUGUCAAGCUUGGGUGCAGCAGCACACUCGAAGGCCCACUCCUCGACACCAACGACGGCUGCUGGGAUACCUACCACUCUGACCUAGCGCCAUCACUUCAACGUGCUGCAAAGCCUGCCCCCCUUGACCUAAGGCGGCACUCAGUUCACUCAAACGCAAGCAGCUCAUAUCGGCCGCACACCCCAAAGAAAAGCAAAACACUGUACUUUCCUCUUUCCCCAGCAACGACACCGUUCAAAAAAGCAGUAGACCUUGUCCAAUUUGGUACGGAAACGCAAGUGUCUCCAUUGAAGAAUCAUAAUGUCGCCAGCACCAGCUCAGCACAAUCGGAAUAUAUGCAGCGAACCAGAUCGCUCCAGGGAGUCGCUGGAACUACAUUUUCUCAGCCAAAGAAUGAAAUGCCCUCCCCCCCUCAUACAGACUCAUUUAUGAUUGAUGGUUUUGAUACGUUUGACUAUUCGCAGGGUUCCAGUUUUGAUAUUCUCAAGUCUGAAGAUCUAUCGCAAAACCAGUAUCCAUUGUCCUCUACGUCGUCAACUAUCCCCUCGCCCGAAAUUGCCGCCAUUCCAAGCUCUGAAGAUUUCAUCGAGAGAAAAGCCAAAGUACCUAUUUGUCCCGCUACUCCUAGCCGCCUGAGCCCCAGGAAACAGAUUGGUACACCGUCUGCUGCCUCGGUAGUGAAGCCGAAGCUCUCUCCACGAGUUGCAACAAUUGACAACCUCAACCUUGACGCCCGUGUUCACGCUUCAAUCAAAGAAACCGGUGUCACCAUUGACGAGAUUGCAUCCUUUAUCCACGGACCGGAUCCUGAAGAUGGAAAAUGGGUGUGCCUCCACCCUGGAUGCGAGCGCCGCUUCGGUCGCAAGGAAAACAUCAAGUCACAUGUACAAACGCACCUGGGAGACCGUCAAUAUAAAUGCGACCACUGCGAGAAAUGCUUUGUUCGUGGCCACGACCUGAAACGUCAUGCCAAGAUCCAUACCGGAGACAAGCCCUACGAAUGUCUCUGCGGCAACGUUUUCGCGAGACACGAUGCCCUAACUCGACACCGCCAAAGAGGCAUGUGCAUCGGCGGUUACAAGGGGAUUGUAAGGAAGACAACAAAGCGUGGCCGACCCAAGAAGCAUCGACCGGAGAUGGAGGAUCGACGAGAAAAGGCAUGCAAAACACGCCAGAGAAUCGCGGAGAAAUCGACAUAUGACUCUUCUGAAUCGGAUAUUUCCCGCCAUACGCCGCCUUCGGAGACUUUUGAGAGCAUGAGCCUUCAAGGCUCGACCUCUGCCGACGAGAUGGUGGCGUUUGACAACCCGAACUACUUACCCCCAGAGGUCUUUACUUUCACGCCUCCCGAGUCCCCCAACUAUGGCAUAGGAAGCAAAACGAGAAGCCCACGAUCACUCACGCCAAGCUCCGAGGACGAAAUGUUGCCUCUUUCACCGUCCAAGCGCCCGCUAGAAAACAUUCUGGAAGAGUCAGGUCUCCCACUCAUCUCAGAUGCCAAUACAUGCUCGUUCUCGACCGUUUCAUCGCAUGCCCUCUCUUCUCCGCAUACUGCGCCAACUUUGAGCGACGCGUCUCAGCCAUCCGAUCUCGAUAUCUUCAUCAACAGUGAACCUUCUUCUGGCUUUGGCAAGCACGAAUUCCCCGGAUUGGACGACCCGGACAUGGCCACGUUCCCUGACUAUGUGAAUGUUUCUUCCUUUGACAACAGCUUGGAUCUUCUCCAUGGAAAGAAUUUCUCUACCGGUCCUCCUGUGAGCGAUGAUUUCUUCUCCUUCCAAUUCCAAGUUGAUGAACAACCUUCGGACAUGAUGUCUAGAGAGUUCUUCCUGGAUUAAAGGAUAUAUACCACCACGGGCAAAAAAACGUACCACAUAGAAGAAGACUUGACGGCGCAACGAACCCGCGGAUAAAUAAUGGCUAAUGUGCAACAAUAUACACGACUUUUACCACUUCAUGACUUGGGAGCUAUCAACGACUGGAACCACGCAACAGCAAACGACCUUCGACUUUCAAAACCACACGCUAUGAGACCAUGUACAAUUCUACGACUGCGACAACGUGUCAUUUCCGCGCAAAUGUGUUUUCGGGACAUUUUAUUCCAUCUUCUCCUUCUUUCUUUCAUCAUGGCAUACUGUUUGGAAGGCGAACAACUGAUUCGGUAUCUGGGACGCUGAGCGAAACUGCUUUAUAGAUCGGCGUCAUAUCCCUUUUUUUUGUUACAGGCCGUCCUUUCCUUCUUUUGUGACUUUUAUGCUUGAAUGAUGUCCUUCCGCCCUAUCUUGAACCUUGUAUGAUGUUUACGUUUUUGCUAUGUUUUCGAAAAUAUCCAAGCAAUGAGUGGUCUGCUUUCCGUUCGAGGUGCUUCAACUGGCGCAGACCCUACCAGCCCUUGGUAUUUAUCUUCUUAAUCGGUCGCUAAGUGAUUUGUGUUUGUUGGCCUGUAUUUUACUUAUCUACUACUACUACGUAGUUUACGAAUGACCUCGAAUCCACCAUGAACCUCGAACCCUUGAUGCUCAUUUUCUCCUUAAGAUCUGUGUUACACCAGGUGUUCCAUUCUCGUUCUCAUCUAAUAAGAAUAAGUGCACAGGAGCAUAUGAGCACUGUCAAAUACAAGAGGUAUGCAGACCUCCUCUUACUAAUGGGCACUUCUCCACCCUAUCGACAGUUCAAUCGGGUGGUCUUCCUCAGAAGCAAAAAUAUCACUCUGAACAUUGCCCUUGGGUGCCUUGUCGGCGUAAAAAGUCGUGUUCCCUUGGAAAGAGAGUUUUCCGUCUUCAAUCUAGCAUUUAUAGUUCUGUUAGCCUGGCGUUUGCGCGAUAGCAGGGUAUAUCUUGUAGCAUAGGGUAACGAGACGUACGCUGAAUUCUACUGGAGUUGAAACAUGGGAACCGCAAGUGAAGACGUCAUCUUGGAAGGCGCAACCGCCUCUGCGGGUUUCCAAUGUGAAUGUGUCAUCUAAGAAAGAGAGGGCGGUUAACGCAGUUCUCCGGCCCUUGGCAUGGAAAGGAACGAACCUGAGAUCUUCUUGCCCUUGAAUGUGGCGCAUGUGCCCGAAGAAUACCAGGUACCGCGCCCGAUUAUGCAACCGCGCUGAUGGCCCAUGGAGGAGACGACUAGGUUUCCUCUGCCGAUGAAAGGCGUGACUGUUCCUGUUGGCUCAUGGGGAUGUCGGGUUGCAGUGGGCUUGUGGUCGGGAUUCUUGUUGGGCGUUUUCGGCUGGUAGAAAAUGCCGGUGCUCGGGCAGUUGGAUGUUUGGCCGUCUAUAGUAAUUUGUUAGCUUUUAGUGUGUGAAUUAGAUAGAUUGAACAAACCUGGCUCUGAAGGGACGAAUCUUCCCGUCUGCAGGGGCCCCUCGACAUUGAAAAAGUACCAGACUUCCUGGAGCCGGUGGGAGCGGCAUCGGACUGUAACAGUUGCGCCGUGAGCUUUGGAUAAUGCAUCCUCUAUCUCGCUGCGGGUGUAUGUCUGGUCGUAUGAAGGAACUAUGCCGGCGUUCGAGAGUGUCUACAGUUCUG